Messenger RNA from Pelobates cultripes (western spadefoot toad), 840 nucleotides. The record is from the annotation of a GenBank genome assembly. NCBI's taxonomy places the organism in Eukaryota, Metazoa, Chordata, Amphibia, Anura, Pelobatidae.
AUGGGAGAGACACAGCAUAUGCUUCCUGCACCAGAUAAUUACCAAUACGAGUUUAACGACAUUCACCACAUUAAGAGACUCUCACAAAUUACCAACGAUAGCACACUACUCAUAUCGCCAACUAGCCUCAUGGCUACACACACAAGGAGAAAACAAUCAAUAACCAAGGAACAACAGCUGACGGAAUUCGAGAAAAUGUACAUGGGAACCAAACUACCCCUGAAAACCAUAUCUUCUAUUUACGCAGCACUACCCACAAAACAGGCACUGAAAGAACACAAUUUUAUCAAAGCAUGGGAAAAAGAGAUCCACAAGACAUUCACUGAACCAGAAUGGGAACGCAUGAUUUUAACCCCCAAAACCUUCUCCCUUUCUUCAAAACAUAUAGAGCUCGUCAAAAAACUCCUAUACAGAUGGUACCUAAUGCCAGUGAGGCUACACAAUUAUAACCCAGCUAUCUCAACACACUGCUGGAGAUUCAAAACAAGUAUAGGGACAAUGGCACACAUAUGGUGGACAUGUCCACUUCUAGAACAGUACUGGAAAGAUAUAGCCAAACUCAUCAAGGACAGCACAGGGAACGCUUUACCCCACAGACUGGAACUUUAUGUACUCUUCGAUAUACCAGGGUCGAUACCCAAACCAGACAGAUAUCUUAUGUUCCAUAUAAAUAUAGUAGCCUUAGGCGCAUUAGUACGAAAUUGGAUCUCACAAACAAUACCCCCUAUUUCAAUGUGUAUACGACACAUAAGCAUAUCCAGCCGCUUUGAAACCACAAUGAGAAGACAAAACACCCCCCCAACAAGAACCAUAAAAAAUACAGACAAUAUUGGGAAAUAG